This is a messenger RNA of Electrophorus electricus (electric eel), 3156 nucleotides long. RefSeq names its product Sec23 homolog A, coat complex II component (gene sec23a). Lineage: Eukaryota; Metazoa; Chordata; Actinopteri; Gymnotiformes; Gymnotidae. Gene Ontology annotation, biological process: endoplasmic reticulum to Golgi vesicle-mediated transport; COPII-coated vesicle budding; intracellular protein transport. The record is from RefSeq and is a predicted model, not a curated record. Gene Ontology annotation, cellular component: COPII vesicle coat; endoplasmic reticulum exit site. Gene Ontology annotation, molecular function: zinc ion binding; GTPase activator activity.
CACUGCGUCCUGACGUGGCAGUGCCGCUACGGCCAUGUUGAGCGCUACGUCAGCGAUCUAAUGGGUUCCCUGAGCUUGUGAACAGACCUAGAAAACCCCGUUGAGAAAAUCGAAGAGGCUUUAGGUGGUUGUUGAAGGGUGCCAUGACAACCUUCCCAGAGUUCAUUCAGCAGAAUGAGGACCGUGAUGGGGUGCGCUUCAGCUGGAACGUCUGGCCCUCCAGUCGACUGGAAGCCACGCGUAUGGUGGUGCCAGUCGCUUCUCUCUUCACCCCGCUGAAAGAGCGCCCAGAUCUUCCCCCAAUCCAGUAUGAACCAGUGCUGUGCAGCAGAGCCACGUGCCGUGCCGUACUGAAUCCUCUAUGCCAAGUGGAUUACAGAGCCAAACUGUGGGCUUGUAACUUCUGUUAUCAGAGAAACCAGUUCCCAUCUACUUAUGCUGGAAUAUCAGAGGUGAAUCAACCAGCUGAACUGCUCCCACAGUUUUCCACUAUCGAAUAUGUAGUCCAGCGAGGUCAUCAGAUGCCCCUGAACUUCCUGUAUGUGGUGGACACGUGUAUGGAGGAUGAGGACCUGCAGGCUCUGAAAGAGUCUCUGCAGAUGUCUUUGAGUCUGCUGCCCCCCACUGCCCUGGUGGGCCUCAUCACCUUUGGUCGCAUGGUCCAGGUCCAUGAGCUGGGCUGUGAGGGCAUCUCCAAGAGCUACGUCUUCAGAGGAACCAAAGACCUCAGUGCCAAGCAGCUACAGGAGAUGCUUGGGUUGACCAAACCCACUGCAGCCCAGGCAGGUCGGGGCCAGCAGCAGCAGCAGCAGCCUGCUCUGCCCUCAAACAGAUUCCUACAACCCGUGCAGAAGAUUGAUAUGAACCUGACUGAUCUCUUGGGAGAGCUGCAGAGGGACCCCUGGCCCGUCACCCAGGGCAAACGUUCGCUCCGAUCACUAGGCGUCGCUAUGUCCAUAGCUGUCGGAUUGCUGGAGUGCACCUUCCCUAACACGGGGGCGCGGAUCAUGACCUUCAUCGGUGGUCCAGCCACCCAGGGCCCUGGCAUGGUGGUGGGGGACGAGCUGAAGACACCUAUCCGUUCUUGGCACGACAUAGAGAAAGACAACGCAAAGUUCAUGAAGAAAGCCACUAAACAUUACGAGGCUUUGGCCGGCCGAGCUGCAGCCAACGGGCACAUCAUUGACAUCUACGCCUGUGCGCUGGACCAGACAGGACUAGCAGAAAUGAAGUGCUGCACCAACCACACAGGGGGUUACAUGGUGAUGGCAGACUCCUUCAACACGUCCCUGUUCAAACAGACCUUCCAGAGGGUUUUCACGAAGGAUGUGCAGGGUGCUUUCAAGAUGGCUUUUGCUGGAACUCUAGAGAUUAAGACGUCAAGAGAGAUUAAGAUAUCUGGAGCCAUUGGCCCGUGUGUCUCCCUAAAUGCCAAGGGACCUUCUGUAUCAGAAAAUGAAAUAGGAACAGGUGGUACCUGUCAGUGGAAGAUCUGUGGCCUGGACCCCAACACCACGCUGGCUGUUUACUUUGAGGUGGUUAAUCAGCACAAUGCUCCGAUCCCACAGGGCGGUCGAGGGGCGGUGCAGUACGUGACCCAGUAUCAGCACUCCAGUGGACAGAGGCGCAUCAGGGUCACCACCGUCGCCCGGAACUGGGCGGAUGCUCAGACGCAGAUCCAGAACAUUGCUGCGUCCUUCGACCAGGAGGCUGCUGCCAUUCUCAUGGCCCGCCUGGCGGUGCACAGAGCUGAAUCUGAGGAGGGGCCCGAUGUCCUGCGCUGGCUCGACAGACAGCUUAUCCGCCUGUGCCAGAAAUUUGGAGAUUAUCACAAAGACGACCCCAACUCGUUCCGCUUCUCUGAGACUUUCUCCCUGUAUCCACAGUUCAUGUUUCAUCUGAGGAGAUCACCAUUCCUCCAAGUGUUCAACAACAGUCCAGAUGAGAGCUCCUACUACAGACACCAUUUUAUGAGACAGGACCUGACUCAGUCCCUCAUCAUGAUUCAGCCCAUCCUGUAUGCCUACUCCUUCAACGGGCCACCAGAGCCCGUCCUGCUGGACAGCAGCAGUAUCCUGCCUGACCGCAUCCUGCUGAUGGACACAUUCUUCCAAAUCCUCAUCUACCACGGAGAGACGGUGGCCCAGUGGCGGAAGGCUGGCUACCAGGACAUGCCUGAGUAUGAGAACUUCCGGCACCUGCUGCAGGCUCCGGUGGAUGACGCACAGGAGAUACUGCACACACGCUUCCCCAUGCCACGCUACAUCGACACUGAGCACGGCGGCAGCCAGGCUCGCUUCCUGCUGUCCAAAGUCAACCCCUCUCAGACCCACAAUAACAUGUAUGCCUGGGGCCAGGAGUCUGGCGCGCCCAUUCUAACAGAUGAUGUGAGUCUGCAGGUGUUUAUGGAUCAUCUGAAAAAGCUAGCUGUGUCUAGUGCUGCCUAGGUGCUUCUUUAGGCCCCUCCACCCCUCCACCCAGUAUCCUUCGCCCCUCCUACAUCAGCCAAGUAAUGUUGGGCAACCCUCAGAGAACCACAGCAGGACUGGCUUCUGGCCUGUCCACUUUUAUACGACAUUUCUGCUGCACCCAGGUCCGUUGUACAAGACCGUUUCUGUGCUGAGACUAAUGUAAGAAUGUCUCUGCCCAGACACUGAAUCAGUCCUCAUGAGUGAACUCAGUUGAUUAAAUAUAACAGGUGCGUCUCCUUUUCAUAACACUAAGCGUGAAUUUUGUCGCAGGUAUUCAGUAAGACACUAAUGGCAGUAGAGAUAUGUUUGAUAUAUUUAUGCUGGCAAGUUUCAUUUGACAUCAGUAAUAAGAUCCAUAUUAAACAAUGAGGGGGUGUUCAGUAUUAAAGUUUCCCUCCAACUGAGCUAGAUUGUUUUGCUAAAUAUAGUAAUGCUUUCGGGAGCUUCAUGGCUGCCUCAUGCCCCCAUCUCAAGAUCCCUCUAAUUCUGUGAAAUAGUCUUCCAUUCUGGUCCAUACCAUGGUCUCCAUGUGAUGCAGGAAUGAAAAGUUCUGGCUGUGAACAUGCAGGCCUGCGGAAUAUUAAAUCUGCCUUAGUCGCUGAUGUUCUGCUAGUUGUGUCUCAUUUCUAACAGUAUUAUAGAAUAAUGUACCCCAUAUUUCUAAUAAAACUGAUCCAUCACCACA